This is a messenger RNA of Gymnodraco acuticeps, 3364 nucleotides long. RefSeq names its product leucine-rich PPR motif-containing protein, mitochondrial-like. Gene Ontology annotation, molecular function: protein binding. The transcript is spliced from 30 exons. NCBI's taxonomy places the organism in Eukaryota, Metazoa, Chordata, Actinopteri, Perciformes, Bathydraconidae. The coding region runs from base 9 to 3320 and encodes 1103 amino acids. The record is from RefSeq and is a predicted model, not a curated record.
UGGUGCGGAUGUCCUUCCACUGUGCGACAUCAGAAAACAUGGCUGCGCUCUUGAGAUCAGCCCGGUUACUUAAGUGUUCGCCUUUGGGCUUACUUCAGAUCUCAGGCACCAAAAGAACCGGGCCGCCCCUCCGCCUGUUGUUCAGCGGACCUCUCGGCGCCAGAGGGACCGGAGUUUGUUCCCGACACAUCAGCCCUGUUUCGGGAAACGCGUCCAGUCGCGUGUGGCCCUAUACAGCGGGGUGUGUGCGUAACUAUGCCGUGGCCACAGAGCAGAUGGAUGAGCCCGGCAUUCCGAUGCGGUCCAAUCAGGCGCAGCAGUUCGACUUGGCUCUGGCCAAGCUGGACAGCUCAGUGAGGAGAACCGGUCGCAUCACCGAGACCCAGCUGACCCGCAUCUUCCAAGAUAUCUGCAAGAAAGGUUAUUCCAGUGGUAACCAGGCCUUGUUGCUGCUGCGGAGCUGUGGCUCUCUGCUGUCGGAGGUUCCUCUGGAGCAGCGCACUGAGCUGGCUCACCGAGUGUGGGAGAAGCUGCAGAAGCUGGGUGCAGUGUAUGAUGUGAGUCACUACAACGCCUUGCUGAAAGUUUACCUGCAGAAUGAGUUCAAGUUCACCCCCACUGACUUCCUGGCCAAGAUAGAGGCAGCUAACGUCCAGCCCAACAGAGUUACCUACCAGAGACUCAUUGCAGCAUACUGCCAAAAUGGAGAUAUCGAGGGAGCAAGCACCAUACUGGGUUUCAUGAAGAGCAAAGAUUUACCCAUCACUGAGUCCGUUUUCAACUCCCUGGUGACAGGCCAUGCCCAAGCAGGGGACAUCGAGAGUGCUAAGAACAUCCUGACUGUGAUGAAGGGAGCAGGAAUUGACCCCGGUUCUGAUACUUAUGUAGCGCUGCUUAAGGCCUACGCUGAGAAGGGAGACCUGGACAAUUUGAAAAAGACGAUGGAGGCAGCAGAGAGUGCAGAGUGCAGUCUGAUGGACAGAGACCUCAUGCCGGUCAUCUUCACUCUGGCCAAGGCCGGACACCUGGAGCACAUACCACACAUGGUGGAGCGCUUGAGGCAUGAGAGAGGAUACGUUCCAGAUGCCAUGAACUUGUGCCUGAGUCUCAUCACACAGGGCCUAGAGGACACAGCUUUUUACAUCCUGAACAAUUUCCCCAACCUGCAAUCUGACGACUUCAACAACGAAGCCAACCUGGGCAACUUCUUCCUCAGGCACUGUGUUAACAUAGACGUGUCACUGGAGAAGAUUUGCAGCUUUUGCAAAGAGCUGCAGGAGUCUAACCGGCACGCUGCGUCCAUCAGCUUCACUCUGUCCGUCGCUCUGCAGACCCAAAAAACAGCUCUCGCUUUAGCACUGAUGAAGAUGCUGAAGGAGCUGGACUUACCCAUAAGGCCUCACUACUUUCGGCCUCUCCUUAUUCAGCAUCUGAAAGGCAACAACCCAGCUGGAGUGAUUGAGGUGUUGAAAGGCAUGCAGGAUCUUGAGAUCAAACCUGAUAACGAGACUUUAUCCCUCUACGUCUUGCCCAUCUUCGCCAACAUAGAAGAAGCUCGACAUAUCCUCAAGGAUGCAGGCAUCACUUUGGCACCAGAGGGCUUCUUUGCUUCAAAGAUCCGCUCACUGGCUGUUUCCAACCUGGCCGAACUACACACCUUGCUGUCGGAUCCAUCCUGCCUGGCGACAGAUCUCAGUAUUUUCCGUGGCAGCCUCAUCUUGGGCUUCAAAAAGUCCUCUGAUGUGGAGAGCAUGGUGAAGAUUACUGAGCUCUUGUCCAAAGACCAGCGCUUCGCAAAAGAAGGCACAAAGACUUCUGAUACAUCAUCCUUCUUCUUGUACAAUUUUAUCGACAACAUGUCGGAGGGGGAGGUGCAUGCAAAUGAAGACAAGCUGCGGAAAUACUUCAAUCGACUAAAAGAUCAGAAUAUAUCUGUGUCCAUGAACAUCUACAGAGGCAUCAGGAACCUGCUGGAGUCCUACCAAGCCCAAGAGCUCAUCAAGGAUGUGGUUGCUCUGGUGGACCACGAUGGCUUUGGGUCAGAUGCUGUCCGUGGCACUGGGGCUGAGGGCAGGUUGUAUGGUCUUGAGAAGAAGCUCGCCAAAAGGAAAGCAGAGAACCAACCAUUGAGCUACCUUCUCAAACAAGCCAUCCAGAGUCUCGUCGCUGAGGAGAACUUGGUGCGCGCCCUGGAGCUGAAGCAGGAGCACGAGGACGAGAUGGUGAUCCCCGUAUACGCCAGCCUCAUCGGCCUGUGCUGUCGCCACAACAACGUGGUGGAGGCGCUCAACCUGAAGAGGGAAAUGACUCGUAAGGACUCGUCAGUGAAUCUUGAGGCUGCUAAAUACAUCGCACUGGUCCAGUGUCUCGCAAAGAACGACAGAAUGGAGGAGGCAGUGGACCUCCUGAAGGAGAUGAAAGAGAAGGAGGUGGUGUUAAAUGACAAACACAUCACGCUGUUCUUCCACAUGCUCUUUUCUCUGGCGACCAAGGGUGGCGCCCCCGCCAUUCAGCGCCUGCAGGACUCCAUGUUCACCCUCGGACUGGCCAAGCCCAACUCCAACCUCCUCUCACCCCUGGUUACUGCAUACAUUGAGAGCGAGGACCUGGCCGGAGCUCUAGAAGCAGCCAUAGACUGUCAGAAGCGCUACAACCACAUGCCUUCAAUCCACCGCAUCAUCGUGGCUCUGGUGGAGAAAGAAGACCAUGACCUGCUGCAGAAAGCCAUGGACUUUGUGAGUCAGGAGCGAGGGGAGAUGGCGAUGCUGUACGAUCUGUUCUUCGCCUUCCUGCAGACAGGCCGCUACCACGAGGCCCGUAAGAUCAUUGAGACCCCUGGGCUGAGGGCAAGGGCUGCGCGCAUUCAGUGGUAUGCAGAGAAAUGUAUAAAUUCCAACCAGAUUGAGACCUUGGAGCAGAUGGUGGACAUGACGGACAAACUGUUCGAGUGCGACAGAGACGAGAUGUACUUUUACCUCCUCCGACAAUACGAGGCAACAAACGAGUGGAAGAAAGCAGAAGGACUUUGGACGAAGAUGCAGGAGGAGAACGUCAUCCCCAGAGAGAGGACCCUGCUCAAGCUGGCCAAAAUCCUGAAGAAUAACGGCCAGGAGGUGCCCUUCGAUGUGCCCGAGACGUGGUACCAAGAAGAAGCCCCCCCAGCCGAGGUCAAAAGAGCGGCACCCAAGCCCAAAGUGGAAGAAGGCCCACGCUCUCAAGACUCAAGCUCUCCAGGCUCAAGCUCUCAAGACACAAGCUUUCAAAGCCCUAUAAUUGCCCUCUGUAAUAAAAAAAGCCCAAGAAGCCUUAAAGAUCUGUAAGGAAGCCAAUGUGAUAAUGGUUUGGCAUUUGACUCCAUCAGAUA